Molecule: messenger RNA, 4181 nt
Organism: Pteropus alecto (black flying fox)
Lineage: Eukaryota; Metazoa; Chordata; Mammalia; Chiroptera; Pteropodidae
Gene: CRISPLD2
Product: cysteine rich secretory protein LCCL domain containing 2
Exons: 15
Coding region: 229-1728 (499 amino acids)
Cellular component (GO): extracellular region
Source: RefSeq, a predicted model, not a curated record
GAGAUCCACUGCUUUGCUCCACUGCCCAGGUGUCCUGUGUAUUCUUCCACCUUCCCGCUGUGCACACAGUAGCGCUGCCACCACCACCACCAGCGCCGCCGCCGCCGCCGCGAGAGAGACGCCGACGACCUGGUGAUUGGAGCCCUGCGGAGAGCUCUUGAGCACCCAGCUGUGCCUCAGGAGACCAGCCUUCCCUGUCACCCCAGUUUUUGCUACUGGAGAGGAGCCAUGAGCUGCAUCCUGAACGGCAUCAUCCCCCUGGGACUGGUGCUGCUGGCCUGUGGAGCCCAAAGCCUUUUUCUUAUUCUGCCCAACGUCACACACUUUGAGAAGCUGCUCAGCAAAUACCAGCAAGACGAGCCUCACUCGCGGGCCCGGAGGGCCAUCCCCAAGUCGGACAAGGAAGAGAUCCUCAUGCUUCACAAUAAACUGCGGGGCCAGGUGUACCCCCCAGCCUCCAACAUGGAGUACAUGACCUGGGAUGAAGAGCUGGCGAAGUCGGCGGCCGCGUGGGCUCACGAGUGCAUCUGGGAGCACGGGCCCACCAGUCUGCUGGUGUCCAUUGGGCAGAAUCUGGCCGUCCACUGGGGCAGGUAUCGCUCUCCUGGGUUCCAUGUGCAGUCUUGGUACGACGAAGUGAAGGACUAUACCUACCCCUAUCCCCACGAGUGCAACCCCUGGUGUCCGGAGAGGUGCUCCGGGGCCAUGUGUACCCACUACACACAGAUAGUUUGGGCCACCACCAGUAAGGUUGGCUGUGCUGUGAACACCUGCCAGAGGAUGAACGUCUGGGGAGAUGUUUGGGAGAAUGCCGUCUACCUCGUCUGCAAUUACUCUCCAAAGGGGAACUGGAUUGGAGAGGCCCCCUACAGAACUGGCCGGCCCUGCUCUGAGUGUCCGCCCAGCUACGGAGGUGGCUGCAAGAACAACUUGUGUUACCGAGAAGAGACUUACGACCAAAAACCUGAAACAGACGAGAUGAACGAGGUCGAGACAGCUCCUGUUGCUGAAGAGAAACACGUCUGGGUCCAGCCGAGGGUGAUCAGACCCGCCAAGCCCAAGAAAUCGUCCGCCUUGAAUUACAUGACCCAAGUUGUGAGGUGCGACACCAAGCUGAAAGACAAGUGCAAAGGGUCUACUUGCAACAGGUACCAGUGCCCAGCAGGCUGCCUGAAUAACAAGGCAAAGAUUUUUGGAACUCUCUUUUAUGAAAGUUCGUCCAGCAUAUGCCGGGCUGCCAUUCACUACGGGAUCCUAGAUGACAGAGGAGGCCUGGUGGACAUCACUAGGAAUGGGAAGGUCCCUUUUUUCGUCAAGUCUGAGAGAAAUGGUGUGGAGUCUUUGAGCAAAUACAAAGCUUCCAGCUCGUUCACAGUGUCAAAAGUAAAAGUGCAGGACCUGGACUGCUACACCACUGUCGCUCAACUCUGCCCAUUCGAGAAGCCGGGGACCCACUGCCCAAGAGUUCAUUGUCCGGCACACUGCAAAGACGAGCCGUCCUACUGGGCUCCAGUGUUUGGGACCAACAUCUACUCAGACACUUCAAGCAUCUGUAAGACAGCCGUGCACGCAGGAGUCAUCAGGAAUGAAAGUGGGGGCUACGUGGACGUGAUGCCUGUUGAUAAAAAGAAGACGUACGUGGGCUCGCUCAGGAAUGGGGUCCAGUCUGAAAGCUUGAAGACCCCUCAAGAUGGAAAGGCCUUCCGGAUCUUCGCUGUCAGGCAGUGAACUUCUGGUGCUGGGGAGCAGGGGGGUCUUCUAGAAAAGGCUUCGGGUUCUUGCUUUUUAUUUUUAUUUUAUCCUUUUGGGGUGGGUGGGGAUAUGGAGAGGCAGGAAACUUCCUUGGAGCGAUUUUCAGUGUCACAUCCUUCAUGCCUUUGUUUCCUCUCGGUACCGUGGAGAAACAGCAUCCUGGCGGGACGCCCGGUGGGUCCUGCCGCAGCCCGGGGGUCUCCAUCUGGAUGCCCUCUCUAUACGGGCAGUCACACGAGAUGGUUCUUCUCAUGUGUUCUUUUGAGUGGGGUGGAGAGAGGUUUCCAAAACCCGCGGAGAGAGCACAGGAUUUGGCACUCACGGGGCGAGGCGUUCAGGGGCGUGGGAAGAGGCAUUCUGAGCAUGUGCAGGGGGAGUUUCAGGAAUGGGGUAGAAGGUAGUUAUUUAAAAAAUUAAAAAACACUGUCCGUCCCUACCAAUGGAGAAAAAUGGGUUUAAUGUUUGCUGGUCAGACAAAUGGGCCGGAACAGGGGGCUGGGGAAGUGAGACUCAGGCUCUUCCCUGGCAACCCUCCUUGCGAGCGUCCUGCCACGAGCAGGCUGGUUCUCUAUACAGCAGUGCUGGUUUAUUUAGAGUUCACCAGUAACUCCAGAGAUUUAUCUUGUUUUUGUCCUUUCCUUCGUCCACGCGGCCCGUCUGUUUGCUGCCGUGACCUUUGGUCUCGUUGAAGACUAAUGAACCAGGUUCCUUACUUCACCCCCUACCCACUGUGGCUCACGCGCCCGCCAGACUAGUUUACAUGUCAUACUUCACACCAGGGUCUUUGCUUUUGCAAGCAAUUCUGUGCGAAGCCCACUUUUUUUUUAAACUCCUAGUCUCUGUUGGUUCCACUGAGACGUCUAUGAACAGCCGAAGAAGGGCUAUUUGGUUGCCGCUUUUUAAAAAUGACCAUUAAACGUGCAGAUUCCUCUUUCGUCGGAUGACCUAUUUUUUUAGCAGUGGGAGGAACGGAUUCCUUAGUACCUUCCUCGCCGAGGUUAGCAGCUCUGCGGAGAGGAACAGUCUGUGGUUAUGAAACCGUCCUGCGGCAUAAUAACAACAAGAGAGGGUAACACUCUAGAAGGAUUUCUCUUCCUGUUUUUGUGGAACAGCUCUUGCCAAAUGUUCCUGAGGCUCCGAGGAGUGUGGUGCUCUCUGGCUUCCAUCACUUUAUAAAAGUUCUUCAUAAGCCCAGACCAAAAACCCACAGUGAAAUAAAAUACCCUUUUGUAAAUAGCGUCUCUUUACAGAAGGUAAAAUUCCACCCUCCAGCACCGGGCUGGCCAAUGCAUCACUUUUGUGAAUGCCAGUUACAAAUCUGAUUUCGCUCUCCAUCGAAAUAUUUCAAAGGCAAAGGAAUCAGCAGAAAAAGAAAAAGUGGUGCAUUGUUGAGUGCCUUCCUAAUUAAUGCAAAAAAAUGAAGGUAAAUAGCUUCUCCUCUCCUCCCUUUAGGGAGUUCGUAUAAACAAUGAAGCUCUUAGCUUAACGGAGCUGAAAUUAGCAGGACUAUGUUUUUUCUGUGUGCAUUGUGGGCUUGUAGUAAUUCAUAGGUUCUGACUAUUCAACCCCAAAUGUCAGAGUGAAAGAAUUUGGUCAGCCUGUCAGAUAUUGUGUCUGGUUACCACCAAAGAUCUGAGUACUUGGAAACUUCUGGAUACUACGAGUUGUACUGCUGGACUUCGGCUUGUCACCAGCCUUUUGUGGCUGCGACUGUGGCUAUGGCGAGCCUGCCAGGUUGGGCUUUUAAAACUAGUGACAGUCCAGGAGACUUUCAGUGGGUUUGCUUUUGAAGCCUCUUGCCCGAGGCAGAAUCUGAAGCUUUCGGAGUGAGUCGACCCCAUCAUUUUAAGUUAAGUUCCCAGGUUCCUGAACACUUCAUAAAGCGAACCCAUCGAACAGCAUAGAAAGUCCUCGCCCCCAGCCAGAUCCUGUGCCCUUUUCAUUCUCAUGAACAUUUUGAAACUGGAACCAUUUUUCUUCUGAAAAUGGAAACUAAGACUAGAAAUUAUUAGCCCUUGUAAUCAGGGACCACCUCUGAUUUUAUGUUUAACAGGGUCCAUUGUGCCAUUAGCACUUAAUCCAUAAAAAGAUGGUAAAUCAGCCCAACGGUGUUUCUAGAUCUCCUGCCCCCAAAAUGAAAAGUUUCGAUUUCCUUCAGAUUUUUGUCCCAUCGUGUCCUGAGAUUUCAUAUUGUCUGUAGGCUCACUCAGCCCGCAGCUUAUGUGUGUGCUUUUUUUCUAUGAAAAAUGAUGUAUUUACUACUUCCUAUGUACAAACGUUUACUGUAAAAAAAAAUUUUGUGCUUUGCAUGAACAGGGACCACAUUGCUGUUGUUUCAAUAAAACUGGUUUGAUUUCUAAAACAUUUCUAUGACAUGUAUUUUAUGGACAAAUCCGAACAGUUUGUGAAAUAAACCAUUUAAAAGCUCC